This is a messenger RNA of Colletotrichum truncatum, 834 nucleotides long. Its product is annotated as carbonic anhydrase. Gene Ontology annotation, molecular function: zinc ion binding; carbonate dehydratase activity. The record is from RefSeq and is a predicted model, not a curated record. Gene Ontology annotation, biological process: cellular response to oxidative stress; carbon utilization; cellular response to carbon dioxide. Gene Ontology annotation, cellular component: cytoplasm. Lineage: Eukaryota; Fungi; Ascomycota; Sordariomycetes; Glomerellales; Glomerellaceae.
AUGUUUAAAGUCAGCCCAGCCCCGCGCUUCCUCCUCUCAUCCGCGCGACUCGGCCGUCCUCUUCCCCCUCGCAUCUCCCAAAACAUCUUUGUUAGACCCCAGCAUCUUAGCUUCUCCAAGGUUACCAGCAAACGUGUCCUGAAUCAACCAGACUGGACCAAGAUGGCCGACAAGGACAUGGAAAAGUACCUCAAGCAGACGCAUGACCGCGUCUUUGAGCACAACAAGCGCUGGGCCGAGGAGAAGAAGAAGCAGGACCCCAACUUCUUCGUCACUCUGUCCGCCGGUCAGACUCCCGAGUACCUCUGGAUCGGAUGCAGUGACUCCCGUAUCCCUGCCGAGCAGAUUACUGGUCUCGAGCCCGGUGAGGCCUUCAUCCACCGCAACAUUGCCAACCUCGUCAACAACAUCGACCUCAAUGUUAUGAGCGUCAUCAACUACGCUGUGCGCCACCUCAAGGUCAAGCACAUUGUUGUCUGCGGUCACUACGGCUGCGGCGGUGUCAAGGCUGCCAUGACCCCCACGGAUUUGGGCCUCCUCAACCCCUGGCUUAGAAACAUUCGCGACGUUUACCGUCUUCACGAGUCCGAGCUGGACGCUAUCAAGGACGAGAGUGCUCGCUACGACAGACUGGUUGAGCUCAACGUCAUCGAGCAGUGUCGCAACGUCAUCAAGACUGCCGCUAUUCAGCAGUCAUACGCCAAGAACAAGUUCCCAAUCGUUCACGGUUGGGUCUUUGGCUUCAACGACGGCCUGCUGAAGGACCUCAAGUUUGACCACGAAGCCCAGCUUGAGGAUAUUAUGAAGAUCUACCACCUUCCUGACGACGCCUAA